CAAUUGCCAUCGCGGUUGCUGUAGUCCUUGUAGGAAAUAGGUAUAUCAAGCUGCCUCACACGCUGUGAUCUAGUGUUUUCUAGACAGUCAUAUACAGACCUUCUGAACACAAUCACAAUGCUUGCAGCAAGAGGCAGAUGCGUUUCGCGCGCCGCCACAUUACGCGCGAGCUCUUUAACAGCAUUCGCAAGAUCAAACACACGACUAAUAUCACAUCCACCCUCAUCCAAAGCACUUCAACCACUCUUCUCACAAGUUCGCACAUAUGCUAAAGGUCGACCGCAUCCUCCAGGCGGCACUCACCGCAUGAACCUGGGAGAAGAACCCGAAAAACCCGCUCUCGAACAGUAUGGCAUUGACCUUACUCAGCGCGCUCGAGAUGGCAAGCUCGAUCCAGUGAUUGGACGAGAUGCCGAGAUUCAGCGAACUAUCCAAGUCUUGUCGCGGCGUACUAAAAACAACCCUGUACUCAUCGGAUCUGCUGGAACUGGCAAAACAGCCAUUCUUGAAGGCCUGGCUCAAAGGAUCGUGAGAGGAGAUGUUCCGGACAGCAUCAAAGAGAAAAAGGUCGUCUCCUUGGAUCUCGGCUCGUUGAUUGCUGGUGCCAAGUUCCGUGGCGACUUCGAAGAACGUCUGAAGAACGUACUCAAGGAAACACAAGAAGCCGAAGGCAAGGUCAUCCUGUUUGUUGACGAGCUUCACACUCUUCUUGGACUCGGUAAGGCUGAGGGCAGUAUCGAUGCAAGCAACUUGCUCAAACCUGCCCUCUCUCGUGGUGAGCUACAAUGCUGCGGUGCCACCACGUUGAACGAGUACAGGUUGAUCGAGAAGGACGUUGCUCUCGCUAGACGAUUUCAACCCAUUCUUGUCGGCGAGCCAAGUGUCCAAGAUACGAUUUCCAUCCUUCGAGGUAUCAAAGAUCGCUACGAGGUCCACCAUGGUGUCCGUAUCACCGAUUCUGCUCUUGUCGCUGCUGCUACCUACAGCAACCGCUACAUCACCGAUCGUUUCUUGCCCGACAAAGCCAUCGACCUUGUUGACGAAGCUAGUAGUGCCCUCCGAUUACAGCAGGAGAGCAAGCCUGACGCUAUCCAAAAGCUCGAUCGCGAAAUCAUGACCAUUCAGAUCGAGCUUGAGUCGUUGCGCAAGGAGAAGGACAUCGCAAGCAAGGAGCGCAGAGAGCAGCUCGAAAAGAGUCUCACACUCAAGCAAGAUGAGGUUGGCUUGCUCACUGAGAAGUGGGACAAAGAGCGUGCUGAGAUCGAAGAGGCAAAAGGCAUCAAAGAGAGGCUGGAGAAGGCUCGACUUGAUCUCGAGCAGGCCCAGAGAGAAGCUGAUCUGGCACGCGCAAGUGAACUGCGCUACAGCACAAUACCGGCCCUCGAGAAGAAGCUUCCCAACGAGAACGCAGAAGGAGCAGUCGACAUGGAUGGCAACGCUCUUUUGCAUGACUCGGUCAAUGCAGAUGAUAUCGCCGCUGUAGUCGCUCGAACCACUGGCAUUCCUGUGAAUAAGCUUAUGUCAGGCGAGAUUGAGAAGCUUGUUCACAUGGAAGAUACGUUACGUCAAUCUGUUCGGGGUCAAGAUGAAGCCCUUACCGCCGUCGCCAAUGCUGUACGUAUGCAGCGUGCAGGAUUGAGUGGUGAGAACCGACCUCUCGCUUCUUUCAUGUUCUUGGGACCCACUGGUGUUGGUAAGACUGAGCUCUGCAAGAAGAUGGCCGAGUUCCUCUUCUCUACCGAAUCUGCCGUCACUCGCUUCGACAUGAGUGAGUUCCAAGAGAAGCACACUGUCAGUCGCUUGAUUGGAAGUCCCGCAGGUUACGUCGGCUACGAGGACGCAGGUCAACUUACGGAAGCCGUUCGUCGGAAGCCGUACGCAGUACUUCUAUUCGAUGAAUUCGAGAAGGCACACAAAGACAUAUCCACACUCCUACUGCAGGUACUUGAUGAUGGCUUCCUCACCGAUGCACAAGGACAUAAGAUCGACUUCCGCAACACCAUGAUCGUUUUGACGUCCAACCUUGGCGCCGAGGCACUUCUGGCGGACGAGAGCUCUAGUAGCGAGAUUUCGUCGGAGGUCAAACAGGAUGUCAUGGACGUGGUACAAUCGGCAUAUGCUCCCGAGUUCCUCAAUCGUGUUGACGAGUUCAUCAUCUUCAAGCGUCUGUCACGUGAGGCCCUCAGAGACAUUGCCGAUAUCCGUCUCAAGGAAUUGCAGGGCAGACUUGACGACCGCCGCAUCAAGCUCGAGGUGCCAGACGAUGUCAAGGCCUGGCUGUGCGAGAAGGGUUACGAGCCUCGUUAUGGUGCUCGUCCUCUCAAUCGCCUCAUUUCCAAGGAGAUUGGUAACGGGCUUGCCGAUCAUAUCAUUCGUGGCAAAAUCAAGUCCGGAGACGUGGCCAAGAUUGGAGUUCGCUCGGACGGAGAGCAUCUUGAAGUCCUCGCGCCCGAGUCUUCGUGAUAGUCAAGCCUUGUUGAUGUAAGAUAGUUAACGUGUAACGCACAGCAUGGUGGGAUGGUAGGAAAACAUUUAGAUUUGGGCCUUGGAGGAGAGAUGAGAACUGUACAUAUGUAAGAUACCACUCAUAAUGAAGAUACCACUCAUGAUAAGCUACAGACUUCUAUUCUCUCUCCUAGUUCAAUGUGUGC
Aureobasidium pullulans EXF-150 is the source of this 2651-nucleotide messenger RNA. Its product is annotated as heat shock protein 78. Gene Ontology annotation, molecular function: ATP hydrolysis activity; ATP binding. The record is from RefSeq and is a predicted model, not a curated record. The coding region runs from base 118 to 2463 and encodes 781 amino acids. Gene Ontology annotation, biological process: cellular response to heat. Gene Ontology annotation, cellular component: mitochondrial matrix; cytoplasm. NCBI's taxonomy places the organism in Eukaryota, Fungi, Ascomycota, Dothideomycetes, Dothideales, Saccotheciaceae. The transcript has a single exon.